AUGCUUGCAGCAGAUUACAUAUUUCCUCCAUCAACAAAUUUUAAAUUCAGAAUUUACGAAAUAACAGUGCUUGACUUAGAAGAAAAGGCAAAAAGUAUAUGCGGCGAUAUUGAGUUCCUUAAAAAUUCACACUUAGCACAAAUUGCGAAAGAAAAUGCAAGAAAUUUCUCGAAGUGUGACUAUUGCGAAAAAAUACGUACAGAUCCUGGCUCUAACAGUACAGAAAAUGAUGCAGCAUUUGCUUAUUUGAUGGGAAAUAAAACACUUAAUAUAUUAAAUUGGGUUCGAACGCUUCGCUCAUCAAGUUGCCGUUGCAGUAUCAUUUUUAUUGUCACACAACAAAUAUACGAAACUCACCACAAGAGUGUAUGGGGAGAUCUUCAAAAUUGCGGUGUUACUAUUCAUAUUGUCCCAUAUAACAACAUGGCAUUCUUUAGUGAUAUUAGAAUGUGCAGAAAAGUAAUUGAAUACGUAUUUGCCGCAUUCCUUGCCCCUUAUUUUGACAGAAUUAUGUUUAGUGACGUUUUUGAUACGAUUUUUCAAAAAGAUCCUUUCCAGCGUGAUGUUCCUAGAGAUAAAGUAGCUCUUUCUAUUGAAAGAGUAACUUACCAGCAUCAAAUUUGGGAAAGAAUUUUUAUGCAAGAAACUUUUUCAUAUGAUUUUGGUCAAAAACUAUUUAACUACAAUAAAUUUGUUAUCAAUAGUGGUUUUACUCUAGGAAAACCAGAAUUAAUCGAAAGAUUUUAUUAUUUGAUGGUAACAUCCGGAAGAUUUUUCCAACCAAAAGUUUUAGACCAAACAUUCUUUAAUUAUAUUAUUUAUACCAAGCAAUUUACGCAAAUUUGGGUUGAUUUCAACGCAACUUAUUACGCAUCAGCUUGUUACUCAGUUUACGAGUUGGAACCGCGUGCAGAUAGUUAUAUGUAUGAUUGGGACACGAAAACAGCUCCAGCAGUGAUUCAUCAGAUGGAUCGAAUUUGUCCUUUGACUAAUCACAUAUACAAGACCUGCCCAGCUCACAACAAGUAUUAUAAUAGUGAAUACAGAAAGAGUUAUGAACAUCAGAGGUGUAAUGCUUUAUUUAAUCCUAAUGAUCGAUCUUAUCUUGAUUCUCGCAAUGCUACUAUUGAUUUUUAA
This is a messenger RNA of Trichomonas vaginalis G3, 1137 nucleotides long. Its product is annotated as nucleotide-diphospho-sugar transferases family. The transcript has a single exon. The coding region runs from base 1 to 1137 and encodes 378 amino acids. The record is from RefSeq and is a predicted model, not a curated record. Lineage: Eukaryota; Parabasalia; Trichomonadida; Trichomonadidae.